Molecule: messenger RNA, 165 nt
Organism: Coccomyxa subellipsoidea C-169
Lineage: Eukaryota; Viridiplantae; Chlorophyta; Trebouxiophyceae; Coccomyxaceae
Exons: 2
Coding region: 1-165 (54 amino acids)
Source: RefSeq, a predicted model, not a curated record
AUGCAGGUUCCAGAGGAUGUCGGGACGGGUGUUAGCGUUGUGACAAGUGCGGCGCUUGUCUGCGGCUGGGUUGCACUUGUUGUGGCAGCAGCGGCUGACGAUGACGGCGUUGGUGGGGUGGUUGGGGGAUUGGUGGAGGGAGCUGGAGUGGAUACCAAGCCGUAA